Messenger RNA from Recurvomyces mirabilis, 1131 nucleotides. RefSeq lists its product as uncharacterized. The record is from RefSeq and is a predicted model, not a curated record. The transcript has a single exon. Lineage: Eukaryota; Fungi; Ascomycota; Dothideomycetes; Mycosphaerellales; Teratosphaeriaceae. Bases 1 to 1131 code for a protein of 376 amino acids.
AUGUUCGCGACACGGAAUCACGAUGAGAAUGCGAUACACCAACAGCAGACCGCUGCAGCUUCGAAGCCGCUGAACCAGGGCAUCAAAGGACUUGCGCCAAAGACCCCUGGCAACAGGGCUCCCAAGACACCCUUCAAGGCCGCGAAGAACGAUGAGAAUGCCGCGUUCGGUAAGACUGGAGGCAAAGGCAAGGAUGGAGGUCUGUUUGGAGACAUCAAAACCGUGAAGGCAGACAAGAGUACUACUUUCGUCACUCCAGCUGGACCACGUACUCGCGCUCCUCUAGGUGCAAAGACGACCAACGCGAAGGCGAACCUUCUUCAGACGCCAGCUCUGCCGUCUGCAACGAAAGGAUCGGCCACAAAACCCGCGAGUCCUCGACUUCGCCGUGCCAAGGUCAAGAUUCACACUGCCACAUCCGACCCACUCGACGACGAUGGAGUACCCGAUAUCGAGUAUAUGCCCCCUCGCGAGGUGCCUUUGGCAGACUAUCCCGAGGAAGAUUGGCCACUCGACCGUACAUUCCCUCAAUUCGACGGUAACAACUUGACCAAGGGUGUAUGGGAGGAGUUCGGACCGAAAGACAAGGGAAGUGAUGAUGAGCUUAGCGAUUUCGAAGAGAAGUGUGCCAAAGCAGAGGCGGGCAAGAAGAAGCGUGAGGAGCAAGAGAGGAGGCCUGGAACCGUGAAAUCAAAGAGCGCUGCUUCUGCUUUGGCCAAGGUGGAUGGGCAAGCGAGGCAGAAGGUAGUACCGAAUUUUGCUGCUCCCACAGCAGCGGCAAGAGCGAGAAUGCCAUCUAUGCUAGCAGGCAAGAAGACGGGUGCGACUUCGACAUCAGGCAACACUCGACAUACCGUGGCAAAGGCAGUUUCGAACACCACUCUCGGCUACUCGAAGGGCAGGGCUGUGUCUGCCACUGCUCGUGCUCCACUGUCUAGCAUCCACGAGAAACCGAUUGCUUCUGGAGUCACGAAGCAGUCUUCCAUCGACAAGACGCAUAUGGCUGGCGGCAUGACUUUCACUGAGCUGCUGGGCUUGCGCGAGGCGGAGGAGGAAGGAGAGGAGGACCAGGAGCCAUUGCCACGGAUUGGCGUUGAUGAUGAGCUUGCCGACUUCCAGCUCCAGCUUUGA